GAAAAAAAGAAAGCGAAAUUAGGAAAAAGGAGAAGUUGAGGUUGAAUAAAUUUUGAGAGUUGUCCAUGGCCGAAGACGGACGAAACGGGGCGGAUCAACCGGGAUCCGACCCGAACCCGUGCCCGAUCUGUCUUGCAACAGUUACUGAAGAGUCCUACUUGGAUCAAUGUUUCCACAAAUUUUGCUACGGUUGCAUUCUGCGUUGGAUAAAGGUGGUUACGAGCAAGCACUCUCAUGCACCUGCUUCAGUAAAGUGUCCUUUAUGUAAGACAGAGAACUUUUCUAUUGUACGGAGCUACAGUGAAGGGGUUUUUCAACAACAUUAUGUUAAUGAAAACUUGGACAAUAGUGCGUUCUUCACAAAAGCUCACAAGUAUAGAUUGCAGUGCUACUAUACUGAUGAAGGGGGCUUAUUUGACAAAUUCAAUGUGCCACGUUUUUGGAAGUUGCACAAGUAUCUGCAGCCUAAUCCUUGGCUUAUAAGUUGGUUGAGAAGAGAAAUCCAGGCUUUGACUCAGAGUCAGGUUGAAGUCACUGGGAUAAUCUCUCAUCUAGAGGAGGAAGAUGUAGAUAUUAUUGUACAUCAUAUACUUGGUGUGAUUGAUUCAUUUAGAAGAAAUGAGCAAAAGCAAAUAAAAGUUACUCAAGCAAAGCAAGAAGAAUUCAAGAUCAUGGUAUCUGAAGCAGCAAGGCCUUUCCUGACAGGUCGUACUGAUAGAUUCGUGAACGAGUUAGAACUGUUUCUAGCUUCAUCUUUGACUAUUGAUGCUUUUGAUAGCGUCUAUAUCCAACAUUUGGGUUGGAAAGUUCCUGAAAUGGUCGGGGAGGGUGAGGUAGGAGAACCAGUUGAACAUACCCCUUUGGUUCCCCAUUUGUACUUCUUUGAUGAGGACUGCGAUGAAAAUGAAUAGAUUUUUUGUCAUUAAA
Messenger RNA from Lycium barbarum (goji berry), 927 nucleotides. RefSeq lists its product as uncharacterized. NCBI's taxonomy places the organism in Eukaryota, Viridiplantae, Streptophyta, Magnoliopsida, Solanales, Solanaceae. Gene Ontology annotation, molecular function: metal ion binding. Bases 66 to 911 code for a protein of 281 amino acids. The transcript is spliced from 8 exons. The record is from RefSeq and is a predicted model, not a curated record.